UGUGCAUUGGUGUUUUUCCUGCAUGCGUGUCUGUGUGAGGGUGUCAGCUCCCCUAGAACUGGAGAAUGAGAAGCUUUCACUGUCGGAUGCUGGACUCGCCAUGGCAGGGGCAGAGGGAGGAGGAGGGAGAGAAAGCAGCUGAGGCAGAGUUUAAAAAGGAAGUGGAAGAGAUGGGUAGAAAGGGGUUCCACUGCUCCUAGGGAAGCUGGAGGGGAGACAGACACACUGACAGACAGCAGAACAGGAGGGUCCUCACCAUCUGGGGAGGGUAUUUACUGAAUGUUGUCUCCAAAUUAUAAAUGCCUCAUGAAUGGUCUUCAAUCCCUGGUGCCAAUGGCCCUGGUCACAGCAAGGCCUCAAGAGGGGCAAGGCAGGGCUUGGGUGCAGAUGGGGACCUGUGCAUGGCCUCUGGCAUGAGAGUCCAGGCUCAGCUCGAGACUCCAGGGACUGAAGGGUUGCCUCUUACUCCCUCAGUCUGUGUGUAGAAUGUUGUAGGCCUCAGUGGUUCUAGUUUAUCCUCACACCGACUCACUGACCACAGAGUGGGACUCCACAAAACGUACCUGUAUUCAGGAACACUCAGGCACCCAGGGCUUCUGUGGAGGUAUGUAUGACCCAUGCAUACACUUCUCUAUAGACAUACACCUAUGUGUCUGCAAGAACAUUUACCAUGGCACUGCCCCACCGCAGGAGCUCGGUCCCCUUUUUUUGCACUGGUUUUAAAUUUUGCUUUUCUAUAUGCUGAUUAGACAUUCUAUUUUUUAAAUUACAUUAUUUAUUUUCUAUUUAUUUGGGCAGCGGGCAGUGAGUGUGCUCAUAGAGGUGAGAGAGCAACUUGCAGGAAUUAGUUCUCUCCUACCAUGUGGGGCCAGGGAUUGAACUUAGGUCAUCGGGCUUGGCAGCAAUUACCUUUACCUUCUGAGCCACCUUGCCUACCCUAGACAUUUUUUUUUUAAUAAAGAAAAACAACCAGUAGAAGAAAUAUGAAAACGAAGUCUAGAAACAAAUUAACCUGCCCUAAGCCCCAGACCCCUCAGCAAAAAGAGACCUCAAUAGGAGCAAACUGAGGGGUAUGGUUUUAAAGCUGCAGGCCCAGUCCUAAAAGGCAUAUUGUUAGGGCUUAGGCUGGGCCUUCAGAGAAGCACAGGUGGACGCAUUUAGCAUGUCUCCCUCAGUUCAUUUAGGAGCAAACUCAACCAGGAAAGUCAACACAGGAGAGCAAUCCACGGACUGAAGGAAGAGGAGUUCUUACACCCAUGAGAAAAGUAGCCCUGGGGUCUUCAAAGGCAGCUCACCGGGGCCUCAGAAGCAGCUUCCUCGCAGGCACACUUCAGAGCUGGGUGAAGAAUGCUGGCUUGCUUAUAAAAGGGUCCCACCACGGCCUGCUCCUUAGGAGGGGAGACGGGGACGCAGCAAGGCAGGACCAGAGUCCCAGUGGAGCCAUGCUUGCUGCCUCUGGCUUGCGUCUGACACUGCUCUGCUGGCUGGUUGCACCCCAGCCCACCCAGCCCGAGAGGCUUUUCCACAGCCGGGACCGUUCGGACCUGGAGCCAUCUCCCGUGAGCCAGGCCAAGCCCAUUGCCGACCUCCGUGCUGCUCAGAGAUUCCUAUCGAAAUAUGGCUGGUCAGAGGAGCCUCGCCCAAAGGAGUCAGCAGGGGUCCCUGCGGGCUCCACCUUGGCUCAAGCUGUGCGUAGAUUCCAGAAGGCGAACAGACUGCCAGCCAGUGGGGAACUAGACUCGCCUACACUGGCAGCUAUGAACAGGCCACGCUGUGGCAUCCCUGACACAAAGCUGCCACCUCAGGCUGCCCUGCCAACCCCUUUAGGUCUCCGGCCCAGGGCCCGGCAAAAGCGCUUCCUUCAAAUGCUGCUGCCCAAGCCAGGUGGGCAACAUGAGGGCACCCCAGACACUGGGCCCAGCCGGGCCUUCUCCAAGAAGACACUGACCUGGAGGCUGGUGGGGGAUGCCUACAGCAGCCAGCUCUCCGUGGAAGAGCAGAGGUAUAUCUUUAGACUGGCCUUCAGGAUGUGGAGUGAGGUGACACCCCUGGACUUCCGGGAGGACCUCACUGCCCCUGGCACCAUGGUGGACAUAAAGCUAGGUUUUGGGAGAGGCCGGCACUUGGGUUGUUCGAGGGUGUUUGACGGGAGUGGACAGGAGUUUGCACAUGCCUGGCGUCUGGGUGAGAUCCACUUUGAUGAUGAUGAGCACUUCACCCCUCUCUCCAGUGACACGGGCAUCAGCCUUCUCAAAGUAGCUGUCCAUGAAAUUGGCCAUGUCCUGGGACUGCCUCACACCUACAGGGCGGGAUCCAUAAUGCAACCAAACUACAUUCCCCAGGAGCCUGCGUUUGAGUUGGACUGGUCAGACAGGAAAGCAAUUCAGAGACUAUAUGGGUCAUGUGAGGGAUCAUUUGAUACAGUGUUUGACUGGAUUCGCAAGGAGAGGAACCAAUAUGGUGAGGUGAGGGUGAGGUUCAACACCUACUUCUUCCGCAGUAGCUGGUACUGGCUCUAUGAAAACCGUAACAACAGGACUCGUUAUGGGGACCCUCUCCAAAUUCUCACUGGCUGGCGUGGAAUCCCCAUGCAAAGCAUCGAUGCCUUCGUCCAUGUCUGGUCAUGGGGAAAGGAUGAGCGAUACUUUUUUAAAGGAAAUCAAUACUGGAGAUAUGACAGCGAGAAUGACCAGGCACACACAGAAGAUGAACAAGGAAGGAGGUAUCCCAAAUUGAUUUCAGAAGGCUUCCCUGGCGUCCCCAGUCCCCUGGACACUGCCUUUUAUGAGCGGAGGCAGCAGUUAAUUUACUUCUUCAAGGAGUCUCUUGUAUUUGCUUUUGAUGUCAACCAAAACCAAGUACUUAAUUCUUAUCCAAAGAAGAUGAGCCAAGUGUUUCCAGCAAUAAUGCCACAAAACCAUCCAUUCAGAAACAUCGACUCAGCUUACUACUCUUAUGCACACAGCUCCGUCUUCUUUUUCAAAGGCAAUUCAUACUGGAAAGUAGUUAGUGACAAGGACAGACAACAGAAUGCUCAGCUUCCUAUGAACGGCUUAUUUCCCAAAAAAUCAAUUUCAGAGAAGUGGUUUGAUGUUUGUGAUGUCCAUAUCUCUACACUGAACAUGUAAUGAGAUCAGGACAAUUCAGACAGUGCUAGGACUUAGAAACAGUUCUAAGAGAAAGUCAGACUUCUUUGCAAAGAAAACCAACCAGAUUCUUAGUGGCUAAAGCAAAUAUGGCUUCCCAGGCUAAAACUGAAAAAGAAAGCAUUACUUGAACUUUAAAAAUAGAUUUAAGGACCAGUUACUUGGGGAAAAAGUAUCUUUUAGAAACAUCAAAUAAUUUACCCUAGGGAAUUCCCAUCUUUUCAAUUCCACAUGACCUCUGCCAUCCCAAUAGUACCACCAGUGGUCACAGCGUUGUGUGGUACAGAAAUGGCUUGCUUUCACAGCACUUAAACUGAGGACUGGUCUAGGGUAGGACACAGAAUUGAAAUUAACUAUACUGCACAACACGUUAUAAUGACGUGUUUAACAUUUGACAUGAACCAAAGGUCCCAAUGUGUCUUAGUCAGACCUACAUCUCUGCACUCUGCAGUGGCUGCCUCCUCCUGCCAAAUGCAACUUGUCUGUGCACACAGCUCACCCCAACUGGCUGUGACUUUGAAUGCAUGGCCUUUCUGGCUCACCCUAAAUGCUUGGUGGUCUUCUCUCCCUGCAAAGCAGUGAACACUUAAUUAUGUCCUGCAGGCCAGGCCACACCACAACAGGGCUCUGGAAGCUAGAUGGGUAACUAAUUUUCCUAAUCUAGGACAGGCAUUGUCCUUUAUCUUCUACACAAUAGGGAUUAUGAAUUUUUUGUUUUGUUUUUUUUUUUUCAAGACAGGGUUUCUCUGUGUAGCCCUGGCUUUCUUGGACCUCACUCUAGAGACCAGGUUGGCCUGCCUCUGCCUCCCAAGUGAGAGUACUGAGACUGAAGGUGUGUAUCACCGUCCAGCUGGCUUACAACUUCUUAACACACAAAGCCACUGUCAUAUAACGAUGGUAUCUGGACAAUGAAAUUAACUGAACAAGGUUCAGAAACCUGAGUGGUCAGGCCACAGAGUCUUCUAAAGGAACAGCUAAAACACAUGUACUUCAGGAAACUUUAAUUUAAACCAACAUAAGUAAUUACAACACAUUUGAGAAGGAUGUUUUAUUUUUUCCUGCAGAAAUUUUCAUGUUAUUGCUAUGACAAGGGAAAGAGCCAAAUUCCUACUUCCUUGGUUAAAAACCAUCUUCCUUCGAUCUGAAGGCUUUUCAGCUGAGGAGAAGGGCUAGGAGACAAGCAGUCCCAACAUCCCAGCUCAUUUCUAGGGAAGCAGGGGGAAAUCCUGAUGAGUUCAUCUGCUCCAGAGGUGCUAUGCUCAGUGGAAGCAGCCAGGUCAACAAAGGGCUGUGUGUUACUGUGUUCACACUCACUGCAAGGGUAAAGGGACAAAGUAGUCCUGAAAUGGGACUGCUGAGUUGGUUCAAAAGCUUUACAAUUUCACCAAAACUUUAAGGGUUUCAGUGAUUAAUUCUUGUAAACAGACGAAAAUGUGCUCCAAGGACAAUGCAAACCAAACAAGAACUAGACAAAUGGCUAGAGAAUCUGCCUUUGCUGCAAUGGAGGCCAGCUGAAGUGAGAGAAACCCAUAGCUGCAGGCGUGGCUGGUGUGGGAGAGGCUGCACAGUGACUGGACACCAGAGUGUCACCCAAGCAGAAGAGUCUGCUUGAUUUACGUGCUGCACACUUCCUUGAAACUAUUAGUCACAGCCCCAUAUGCAGUCAGCUUUGGUAAUGGGAGAGGAUGAAGGCAUGCAAGUGGGCAAGAUCCCUAGAGCAGCAUGGCACAAGCAGAAUGUUCCAGGAGCAUGAAUGGGUGGCAGACCUUUACCUUGAACAUUAUUAUCUAGGUUGUACUUCAUCAAGUUUUGCUAAUCACAAGCAAAUCAAAUCACAGCAAUGUGAAGAAUGCAAGUGGGAAAUACCAAGGUAUGUUAAAUAAAUAGCUUAUUUAUUCAAAAUAGUUCUCUUACCUUAUUCACAGUUUCAAGUUUAAAAUGAAAAAAUGAUAGAUAGUACCUAUUCUUUACCAAUAUCACAUAAAGUCAAAGAAAAGUGAGUCCUUUUGGAACAUGCACUGAAUAGAGACCUGCACAAUUACCAGUCUUUGAAAAAUCCUGCACCACAGCUUAGAGGGUACACUUUUUGUGCAAUUUAGAAGGAAAUGCUGAUGUGCAGAGUUUCUACUAGCCAUUUGAACCCGUAAAGUCACUUGGAUAAAAGUUUUCUUAGCCAAAGUAACAUUUUAUCCAAAAUAAUCUCAUCUUCCACCUGGUGGUUUAACACACUGAAGACUAUUUGCAAGUGUAAUCUCAUCAUAGGAAGUGUGCUAUCACGGAGGAACCAUGUACGUUUCUAGGAAAUACACUGGGAAGCUUUUGGUUCCAUUCUGGUUUUUCACCUUUCAAAGGAAGAAG
This is a messenger RNA of Peromyscus leucopus (white-footed mouse), 5504 nucleotides long. RefSeq names its product matrix metallopeptidase 21 (gene Mmp21). Gene Ontology annotation, biological process: extracellular matrix organization; collagen catabolic process; proteolysis. Gene Ontology annotation, cellular component: extracellular matrix. The transcript has 7 exons. Bases 1257 to 3128 code for a protein of 623 amino acids. Gene Ontology annotation, molecular function: zinc ion binding; metalloendopeptidase activity. NCBI's taxonomy places the organism in Eukaryota, Metazoa, Chordata, Mammalia, Rodentia, Cricetidae. The record is from RefSeq and is a predicted model, not a curated record.